Messenger RNA from Pseudopipra pipra, 10953 nucleotides. RefSeq lists its product as uncharacterized. Bases 4197 to 10514 code for a protein of 2105 amino acids. Lineage: Eukaryota; Metazoa; Chordata; Aves; Passeriformes; Pipridae. The record is from RefSeq and is a predicted model, not a curated record. The transcript has 10 exons. Gene Ontology annotation, molecular function: acyltransferase activity.
GCGGCCGCAGCCCUCCCUCGUCAUGACGGGACGGGCAGGUGGGCCGACCAGGCUUCUCCGGACGCGCCGCGCUCCGCCCGGUCUCGGGUACCCAUGUCCUCCCGUCUCCUGGCCCCUCGUUUGCCAUAACACUGUAAUCUUGCAAAAAGAAAGUGAUUUUCUGUGUAUAAUGAGCUGAACAAACUCUGGGGAGUCAGGUGAGUGUUGAGCUUAUUGCAAGGGGAAGAGUGAGUUACAGCAGGAGGAUAGAACACAGCUGGCAUCAAGGCUGUGUCAUGCACGGUUGUCUCAUGAAAGCUCACAAGUAGUGGAGAGCUAGGAUUACAAGUCAAUUUGGAGCUACUGGUUGGGAUCUAGUGCCUUGAACUCCCUAUAAUAAACAGGAUUAAUGUGAUCCUUGGGUAUAUGAACAGAUAACAGGCCUAGGGAAGGGACUUCCACAGUAUAUAAUGGAAUUAAUUAGACUGAUGUUACUCUAUUAAGUACAGAACUAGCUUCGUAAGAAACAGGCUGCAGAAUUAAAAGGUGAGAGAUGAGGUGUAGGUAGUGAUCCUGAGCAGGAGACCAUUGCACAUCGAAGAGUUAAGGAGAUCACAUGGCAGUGAAGGUGUGCUGUGCUGUGUGCCCAGCGUGGCCCUCACACCGGUCUGUGCCCACAGGAUAGCCUCAGCCAGCCUAUGGUACCAGAGGAGCCUGCAAGGCAGCUCCCAUGUGGUACCAGCAAUCAGAAAACCUAGGCUUCUGUUUCUUGUCUCCCCCGAAUCUCCUUCAGUCAUUACUUCACCACUAAGGACUGUUCUUCCAUCAAAGAGCAAAACACAGACAUUGAUGAUGUACAUCAUGCCAUGUUUGCUCUCUUGGUAAACAGGUUUACAAAACAGGGAAGUGAGAGCUGAAGGACUAAAAGACUUUGAAACAAGGGUUAGUGAUUGCCAUUGGCAAGUCACAAGAAUAUCACUGGUGUGAUACAUCAGAGCUUUGUGCAGUAGCAAUGAUAGAAAGGAUACUUCCAAGUCCAAAAAAUACUCUGCAGCCUGGUGUUCUUGACACUGGUAAGUGACAGUGAUUUGAGUGGCUUCUGGCUGAGAAGAAGAACAUUAAGCUCAAAUGUGGCAGUGCUGGAGAGGUGUCCAGCCAGUGAGCUAAUACAUCCCAGGCAGGCCCUUCUUCUCCUUGCCUUUCUUUGAAAGAAGCAACUUUCUCCUUCCCUGCCAGUACUUGUAAAGAAAAGUUGUAGGUAUUUCUUCUCUCACAACCUGAGCAGAUAAGCUUGGCAGCUGUGGGCAUAAAGCAGCCAGCCAGGCUCUGAGCAGCGUUCUAUGUCUCCUACUGUGCUCAGCAUUUAGGGCAACUUGGAUCCUGGUGAGUCCCUUUUCCAUGCACAGGUGUUCUGCGACAGGUAUGUCAGUUCUGAGUUUCUGUGUGGGAGAUGGGCCCUUAGAAGCUAUUUCCUGUAGCUUCUAAGUUGUUGAAACUUCAGUUUUAAUUAGUGUGACUCCAAAGUAAUAGAUUCUCCCAUGCUCAGGUCUCAGUUUCCUCGAAUGGAUUGGCACCGUGUUAGAGUAAGAGCUGUUCACAGAGGAGGAAUCUGUCAACAGAAAAAAGGGGGAAGAAUGAAGUUGCCCAAGUCUUUUCACUGUCUGGGUGAUACUGUGGAUAGAAACUGGCUGUACAUUACUGCGAUGGACAGAGUUUCAUCUUAUCAGUGUAGGAUACGUGUAGAGAGGCAAGAACCAUGAGGUUUUCCAUGAGGACUACAUAAUACCCUGGAAUGCAAUGAUUCUGAUGUAAUGUGAAGCUGCUGGAGAACCUAAUCAGUUUUGUACUUGUACAUCCUUCCAAAGUGUCCAUAAUAUUUCACUUUCUUUAAGGUACAUAAAUGAUUUCCCCACUGACUUCCAUAGAACCCCAAAAGGUUUACCUCUUUAAUCAGUGUGAUAUUAAUAGAGAGUCUGUUAUCUUUAUAGGCUGCUUAUUUCCUCUGUACAUGUUUAUAAGCUGCCUCAUAAAUUGGUCAGUCAGGUCUCGACAAUCUUCAGGAACUGUAAGUGCACGUUAUUUAUGGAGAAAAACCACAGAGUAAAACUACAGUAUCUGUCUCUCACUCCUGCUUUGAUCAGCCAAUGUCUGUUUUGAGCUUUGUUCAUAGUUUUUUUUUAGUUUUUAUUUUAAACACUACCUUAUUGUUUUGAAUAUUUACAUGUCAGAGAAUACUGAUCUGAGCACAAACUGAACUUUGAUUUGUUAGAGCUCAAAUACACAAGAAGGAUCUUGCAGGGAUUAAUGCAAGCAUUUAUUCAGUUAUCUAUGGAAGGGAUGACCUUUGAAAUUUCCUUUAACUUAAUUUACUGGAAGGUAAGUUUUAUACUUCCUUGAGAGGGACAUUUUCUUCCAAAUCAUGUAAUCAUUGCCCAUCUAUUCCGGUGUUUCUGUGCCAACAAGAUAUCAGAAAAGUUAUCUCCUUCUUAGGAAAUCUAGGCUCUCCUGGCAUUUAUCUAUGUUUAUUAUGGAUGUACCUAUCAGAGUAUUAUCUUCUGUUGCUGCUGCAAACAUGUAAGUCUGCUUGUCUGGCCCUAUCUGUUCCUAAACUGUUAAAGGAUCUUAGACACUCAUCUGCCACAGAAGCAAAUGCUUAUACUGUCACCAUCUAGUGUGGGUGGGCAGUUCUAGUUGAAGGGGUUUCAAUUUAUGCAUGCUAGAUUUAGUACUUAAAUCUACAGCAAACUCCCUUCUCGUGGUUCACAUGCCUGUGUGCCAUUUCCAUAAAGUCUGUUUAAAAGAAUACUGUGUUCUAAGGGACUUCUCUGACAGUAAAGCAAAAGUUCAGCUGUCCAGAUUCUUCUGGCUCAUUCUAAGGUUACAGGAUUAUAGGGACAAGUUUUUAGGGAGAAACAAAUUGACAAGAACUAUUUCAAGUCCCUUUGAUGUAUCAUGUAUUAUUGUGAAUGGGCAAAGUUUGAAAAAAAAAAGAGUCAAUAAGCAGAAGAACAACAAACCAACCCAUUCUUCGUGAACAGUGAGGACUUAUUUGAUGUGGAACAGAACCUCAAAAGGCAGGCAGACCAACUCUGUGCAGAAGACGUUUACAGCAGUAUAUUGCUGUUUCUAUCACAAAGUCUUCUUGAACAUCUGUAAUUACCUGUCUCCCUUUCUCUGUUUUGUGAUUCCCCUCUCAGAGAGUUCUUGUCAUGUGAGAUAUCAUAACCAUGGUGGAGAGUGCCCUGCUGAAGGAUAAGUGAGGUAAUUCUCCCUUAGGAGCAUAUUGCGUCAAGUGUGUCUCAUCUUCUUUGUGCUUUCUUUUGAAGCAGCAUGAUAUCUGUCUCUGAAUGGGAUUUUCUCUGUGAUUUUGAAGGUUCUAAGGGGUUGUUCUGAUUCCCCUUGGGUUUUUUGUUGGUGUUUUUUUAGAUCAUGCAGAAAAAUAUGCAUGUGUCAAAGAUUAGAUUAUGAUUCCUUGUAGGUUAAUUUUCCUUGACACCGGGUGUAACAAAAUGCCAUUUCACUUGAACUUGACACUGGUAAGUGACAGUGAUUUGAGUGGCUUCUGGCUGAGAAGAAGAACAUUAAGCUCAGAUGUGGCAGUGCUGGAGAGGUGUCCAGCCAGCGAGCUAAUAUGUCCCAGGCAGGCCCUUCUUCUCCUUGCCUUUCUUUGAAAGAAGCAACUUUCUCCUUCCCUGCCAGUACUUGUAAAGAAAAGUUGUAGGUAUUUCUUCUCUCACAACCUGAGCAGAUAAGCUUGGCAGCUGUGGGCAUAAAGCAGCCAGCCAGGCUCUGAGCAGUGUUCUAUGUCUCCUACUGUGCUUAGCAUUUAGGGCAGGUUGGAUCCUGGUGAGUCCCUUUUCCAUGCACAGGUGUUCUGCGACAGGUAUGUCAGUUCUGAGUUUCUGUGUGGGAGAUGGGCCCUUAGAAGCUAUUUCCUGUAGCUUCUAAGUUGUUGAAACCUACGUUUUAAUUAGUGUGACUCCAAAGUAAUAGAUUCUCCCAUGCUCAGGUCUCAGUUUCCUCGAAUGGAUUGGCACCGUGUUAGAAUAAGAGCUGUUCACAGAGGAGGAAUCUGUCAACAGAAAAAAGGGGGCGUUAGCAUUUCGUCAUGAUUUAGCAUGUAUGUUUGGAUAAGAAACCGCACAGAAUCCUAUAUAAACUACUUCCAGAGACUCAGCCUAUUACUCCACCCUGCUGGGAUGUUAUAAGCCCAGAAGAUGGAGAUUGAGACUGCAGACGAAGUUGCUAUUGUUGGAAUAGGAUGUAACUUUCCUGGAGGAGAUGGAAUUGACAGUUUCUGGAAAGUGCUGGAGGAAGGCAAAAACUGCACAGUGGAAAUCCCCCCUGAGAGAUUUAAUGCCAAAGAGUGGUAUGAUCCAGAUGAUAACAAGCCAGGAAAAAUAUGUACAACGCGAGCUGCUCUUCUCGAUGAAUUUAAUUCCUUUGACAACCACCUGUUUGGGAUUAAUAACAUGGAAGCUGAACGCAUGGAUCCUCAGCAGAAGUUACUGAUAGAAUGCACAUACAAAGCCCUGGAGGAUGCAGGAGUCCCUGUAGAAGCUGUCAGUGGCACCAAAACAGGUGUUUUUGUUGGACUUAUGAAUCGAGACUAUGAAAUCGUAACAAGCAGAGCAGUGAGUGCAAUAAAUCAUUAUGAUGGUACAGGAACAGCCAUGAGCAUUGCUGCUAACAGGGUGUCAUUCACAUUUAAUCUGACUGGACCGUCCCUGACUAUUGACACUGCCUGUUCAUCUUUUCUUUUUGCUCUGCACUACGCCUUGCGAGCCAUUAAAUCAGGAGACUGUGAGGCAGCAGUCUGUGGUGGGGUGAACUGUAUAAUGGAUCCCCGCACCUUUGUAUCUCUCAGUAAAGCAAAGAUGAUCUCUCCAGAUGGAAUAAGCAAACCCUUCUCCAAAAAAGCAGAUGGCUAUGGAAGGGGAGAAGGCUGCGGUGUUGUUUUCCUCAAACCACUGAAAAAGGCAAAGGAGGACUACAGCAAAAUCUGGGGUGUGAUAAACAUCAGUGCAGUAAAUCAGAACGGUAGGUCCACGACUCCGAUCACAAGACCGUCUCCAACAGAGCAAGAGAAGUUACUGCGCAGCAUUUACGGAAGUCGUGUCGAUCCCUCAGUUGUGCAGUACAUUGAAGCGCACGGUACAGGAACUGCUGCUGGAGAUCCUAUUGAGGCUGAAAGCUUAGGUAGUGUCAUUGGUAAAAACAGGUCUUCGCGAGCUUCCAUUCUGAAAAUUGGUUCAGUGAAAGGAAAUAUUGGGCACACCGAAUCAGCUGCCGGAGCAGCCGGGUUAAUCAAAGUGCUUCUGAUGAUGCAUCAUGGAAAGAUUGUUCCAUCCCUGUAUUACUCAAAGGAGAUGAGCAGCAUCGAUACAGAGAAACUAAACUUUGCUGUUGCCACAGCUGUAGAGCCCUGGGAAGAAUCCAGUGAGUAUGGAAGAGUAGCUGGCAUCAACUGCUUUGGGUUUGGAGGAACCAAUGCUCACAUUGUAGUCAGGCAGGUCAAGCAGCCGGAGCCUCUUCCUGCCUUUAAGAGGCCCCUUGAAUUAUUUCUGGUGUCAGCAGCAUCAAGUAAGUCCCUUCAGAUGACAAUGGCUGACACAGCUGAGCAGCUGAGCACAAGAAACUCUGUGACUCUCCCAAGCCUGGCCUAUACCUCUGCCUGCAGAAGAAGCCAUGCCAACUACAGGUACCGGAAAGCGUUUGUCACAAAUUCCCUCCAACACUUGCAGCAAGAGCUUAAGUCAGCCAGCACUGAACCUGCCAUGUCCAAGGUGGAACCACAGCUGGUGUUCGUGUUCUGUGGCAACGGCGUAACAUUGAAGGAGUUCAGCGAGGCUCUGCUGAGCUCAGAGCCAGUGUUCAGAGACAAGUGUAAGGAAAUAGAAGACCUUUUUUGGCAACACACUGCUGUCAGCGUCCUGCCAGCAAGGGAUCAUAGCCCACAGGAUUUGUUGAAUCCAGAGCUCUCCCAGCCCUUGCUUUUUACCCUGCAGGUUGCCGUAGCUUCCCUCCUGAAGUACUGGGGCAUUAAGCCUGUUGCUGUUGUUGGCCACUCGGUGGGGGAAGUUGCCGCUGCGCAUAUUGCUGGCUACCUUUCCCUGGCAGAUGCAGUCCAAGUGAUUUAUCACCGGAGCAGGCUGCAGGCAAAGACUGCCAGUGGCAGAAUGUUGGUGGUUGGAAACAUCCCCGUUCAAGAGAUUGUUGAACGUCUGCAUCCCUACUCGGGAAAGGUCUGCAUUGCUGCUUUCAACAGCCCAGUUUCCUGCACCUUGUCUGGGAAUGUAGACUCAGUGGAAACUGUCCAGAGAGAGUUAGCUCAAGCUUUCAGACAGAGAAACAUCUUCCUUCAUGUUUUAAAUGUCCCAGCUGCCUACCACAGCCCCAGCAUGGAUAUGAUACUUGAGGAGCUGGAGGAGAAGAUAGAGCCUUUAGGAAAGCAGAAGGGGGAAAUUGAAGUGAUUUCAACGCUGACAGGGGUGUCUGCAUCUGAAAAUGACUUUGCUCGUGGCAAAUUCUGGGCCCGGCAUACUCGUGAGCCUGUUGCUUUCAGUCAAGCCAUCCAAAGUGCAGCUAGAGACAGGGAAAACGUGGUGUUUGUGGAAAUAAGUCCUCACCGAGCAUUGCAGCGAAGCAUAAAGGAAACUCUAGGAAAAGGCACAAAGGUGUUCUCCUCUUUGGAAACUGAUGCAGAAUAUCAGACACUCCUCACCCUGGUAGGAAAUCUGUUUGAACUGGGAUAUAAUCCCAAGUGGCAGCACUUCUAUAAUGGGUAUCAAAGUGUUCCGGUGGCCAUUCCACGCUAUCAAUUUGAUCGCCAAAAACUCAUGGCUUAUCUGGAUUUCCGUCAACAAGCAAACCAAAGAGGUGUCAGCGCCAGUCAUCCUUUGAUUUAUGGCAUAAACAGUGACAACAUGGAGUUUGGCUGCCUGCUGUCUCAGGACACAACACCAUACUUGUACGAGCACAAGAACAAUGGGGUGGCCUUAGUCCCCGGUGCUUUUUAUGCAGAGCUUGGUCUGGCCUCUGUGAUGAGCAGCUCAAGGCCUAAAGUACCUCUGAGUACUUGCCAGUUGAGUAUUGUUUUUUCUGCACCCUGUGUUCUCACUCAGAGUUCCCAAGUGUUGAGUAUCAAGCUGAGUCUGCAAAAAGAUGUGACAGCCUUUGAGAUCCUCUCUUCCUCCAAUGCGGUUUAUGCUGCCGGCCAAGUGGCAAAGGGGCCUGAAGCUGUGGUGGAAGAAAGCACCAUCUCCUUCCAAGACAUCUAUCAAAGGUGCAGAUCAGUGAUUAGCAGAGAGGAGGUUUAUGAAGCACUGUCUCAGGUUGGCUUUCAGUAUGGCUCCAUAUUUAGGCAGCUCAGUGAUGUGCAUUAUUGCCAGGAACUAAAGGAAGCUAUAACAAGCAUAAAGGUGAACAAGGAGACCGUCAGAGAGAUGUACAGCUACUGUAUCCACCCAGUGCUGCUGGACUGUUUUCUGCAGAUGACUGCUGUCUUGACCUCAAGGACAUUCCAGUCCAGAGCAGGUUUUCCUUCAGGGAUAGGCAGCCUGGUGGUGCUCCGGCCGCUGGAGGAAGAAAUGAUGAUAUAUAUGAGAACAAGCAAGUCCACUGGGAACUGCCUAGAGGUCUGUGGAUGCUUUCUGGACAAACGUGGCUCUGUUUUGGCUGAGCUCAAGCGCGUUGCCAUCACUUUCAUGAAAGAAGCAUCUUCCAGAGACAACGAGUUCCUGUUUGAAAACAAAUGGAAGGAAGUCUCUCUUUCACAGACAAUUGGACAUCUGGGGGUUAAGCCCAGAGUCCUAGUGUUUGCAGACAAAUUUGGGAUAGCCGAGCAGCUCAAAAAGUACUUGCAUCCUGCUUCAAGAUAUGUUAUGUAUGAAGAUUGGGAAGCCCUCUUGGAAGGCUGCACAAUGAAUAAAAUGAGAGCAGAGGUUGAGGAUUAUGAUGAAAUUCUCUUCCUGUGGGGAAUUCAAAAGUUAAAUGAAGAUUUCCCAAGCAAAGUGGUAGAUCAGUUGGCAAAGUGUUGUGAAGCCUAUCGCCAAGUAGUGGUGGCAUUAAGAGAGAAAAUGCCCCGCUGUUCAGUCAGAGUGAUCACUUACAGAACAACAGAAAGAUACGUAGACCAUGUUAACUGUGGGUUUGUACUGUAUGGCAUGACCAGAACUUGCGUUGUUGAAGUUCCAGAAAUCACAUUUCAGUUGAUUGACCUCAGCUCUUGCAGUUCCCUGGACAUCUCAGUGCUAGCAGAUGUUCUUGUCAAAUGCAGAGGUGGGGAUUAUCCAGAAGUUUGCAUCAGCCAAGGAAGAAUUUAUGUGUCUGAAAUCAGACACACACCUUUUAUAGAUGCAGAUUACAUCCAACCUGUAAGAUCUCUCCAGAAGUCACAGACGUUCACUUUGUACACGUCUGAUCCGUACACGGCGAAAGACUUGUCUGGUGAACUAUCCACCAGCACUGCUACUCAGCUUGACAAACAGAGUGUUGAAAUUCAAGUGGAUAAAAUUUGUGUUCACUCAGAAGAUUAUUUUCCCAUUAGUGUUUCUAGUUGCAACUUUGGUAAUACACUGUAUUGGAACUCGCAAACAGGAGACAAACACAGACUUUUAGCUCUUGAUUUCAGUGGCACAGUAACAGCAACAGGAACUGAUGUGAAAAAAGUGAAAGUGGGAGAUCACGUGGUUUCAUGUUAUCCCACUGCUGCAUCAUCCAGGGUUCAGAUUCCAGGAAUAGUUUGUUUCAAUGUAAAGAAAUUCCCAUUCUUCCAGAAUGUCCCUUGUGUGUCCUACUUCAUCAUUGCCUGGGAAAUCUUCACUCAGAGAUUACCCAAGGGGAAACAUGGCAGAACAUUGGGGAUUAUUACUACAGAGCCAUUAUCGGUUUUGUGCCAUGUUCUUUGUGCAGCAGCAGAAGAGAUGGGUUGGAGAACAGUCCUUGCGAGGCCCACUCCUGAUAAGUUCCAGUAUAUAAAGUCAUGCAAUGCCCUUGUUGUUCUUCCUCCUGUCAACAGACUGUCUUGGGAGGAUCUGGCCCACAUGUACUUUCUUAAAGAUGUGGUGAUCGUGUGUGGCAAUCGACAGUCUGAAUGUAUGCAGAAUGUCAGUGAAAUUGGUCAUGAAAACAUCAGCUUCCACAUCCUUACCCUUGCCAGCGUUUUCCAGAAAGCACCUCUAAAGGAAUUGCAGAAGACUGUACAUGUCUGGGUCAGUUCCAUGGAUAUGAAACAGUUUAGACGUCUCUCAGGUUCUGUUUUUCAGCAGACGGAGAACUUUGAAAGGCUAAACUCUGUGAUGUCCUAUUUCACGUGCACUUCUGUCCCCCUUGCUGUACUGAGAAGGCAGAAGGACAUCAGCAUGCUAUCAGACAUACCGUUGUACGAACCCCAGAAGCAGCUGUUUAAGCAGAAUGCUGUUUAUGUAGUAGUGGGAGGGCUCACUGGACUCGGCUUUGAAACGGUGAAAUUCAUAGCCGAGAAUGGAGGAGGGUGUAUUGCAAUACUCUCCAGGAGAAUUCUGAGCAAUGAGAAGCAAGAAGAGAUGAAGGCUUUGCAGCAGCAGUACAAAGGGAGCAAAGUAGUGUUUGUGCAGUGUGACGUGACUUUGACCGGUGAUGUUGAGAAAGCUUUCAAGUCCAUUGCAAACACCUUUGUGGGGAGUCCGAUCAAAGGUGUAUUUCAAGGUGCUGUCGCUUUACACGAUGGCCACCUUGAAGUUCUGACCUUGGCUGACUUUCAGAAAGUGCUGAGUCCAAAAGUAGCAGGGACUCUAAAUCUUCAUUGGGCUACCAGAGGCCAGGAGCUUGACUACUUUGUGUGCUACUCCUCUGUUGCUUCCUUUCUGGGCAAUGCCACCCAGACAAACUAUGCAGCUGCAAACUCUUUCCUGGAUCUCUUCUGCCUCUACAGGAGGAACCGUGGGCUUUCAGGCCAAUCCAUUAACUGGGGUGCUUUGAACCUUGGCAUUCUGCUCAAUCAAAACCACAUCCAGAGCAUUCUGAGAUCCAAGGGCAUAGACAUUCUGCAAGUGCAUGAAAUUCAUGAGUAUCUCAGGAAAAGCUUACUUACGAAUAACCCACAGCAAGCUGUUGUCAAAUUGAACUUUCAAACUUUAUAUCAUCAUGUUUUUACUCAGAUAAGUUCACUCAAAACUCGCUUCAUAUCACUUAUGUCAGAACAUUUCAGUAACAAGCUUGAAACCCCUGAGGAGACUCAAGUCCCAGAUACUGCCUUUCUCAAAUCGGAAGACUACAUCACCUCCCUGGUGAGUGACCUCACUGGACUGAACCCCGAGGAACUAACCAUGAAUACACCACUUUCAUCUUUGGGCAUAGACUCUAUGUUAGCUAUGACAAUUCAGAACCGUGUGUUUCAAGAGAGAAAGGUGGACAUACCUCUUCUGAAGCUGCUUGAUCCUCACACAACUCUAUCAAGUUUAGUGGUAGUUUUAGAAGAAACAAGCAAUGCAAAUGGAGUAGUUGAGAAGAAGAACGGUGCGAUCGAAAGUGUAGAAAAUGAGAGCCGGCUGUAGGAAUCUUGUCCUCCAGGAAUUGUGUAACUUUGAAGAUACCCAGACCUUUGUAGCAUCUCAGAAUAUGUCGUUGCAGAUGGGGUAGAACAUCUGGUGAUGCUGAAUGUACUCUUCUGCAAUGACCCGCAAGACCCCACACCAGGUUCUUCUGUCUUUGCAUUAGCUGUAUUAAUCUCAGUCAAUAGUUUUACUUGUUAGUGUUUGCACCUCUAAAUUAUGAAUAUACAUGUAAAGCAGCAUGACUAUUUUUGUAAUUAUUAUAGUCUUUUUGUAUUUUUCCUUUUUAAAAAUAUUUUCAAGUUAAUUUCAUUAUCAAAUUAAUUUCAUUGUGAAUUUUGUGUCAAUAGUGGUAUCUUUUUGAAAGUCUUUUAGAUAUUGGGAAUUUCAAGAUUUCUUCUCAAAUAAUAAAGCUUGAUAUUUUUCCUUAUGUUUGUAAAAA